This is a messenger RNA of Calidris pugnax (ruff), 1856 nucleotides long. It is a transcript of the gene ARMC6, whose product is annotated as armadillo repeat containing 6. The transcript has 7 exons. Gene Ontology annotation, molecular function: protein binding. The record is from RefSeq and is a predicted model, not a curated record. Gene Ontology annotation, biological process: hematopoietic progenitor cell differentiation. NCBI's taxonomy places the organism in Eukaryota, Metazoa, Chordata, Aves, Charadriiformes, Scolopacidae. Bases 119 to 1522 code for a protein of 467 amino acids.
CUUUUGGUUCGGAAAGGAGGAAGCCGCUUCCCUUUGUUUCUGGUUUUGCACCAAAACGACUCGUGGGCUCUCUCCCCGACAGGCCGAGGAGGCUGCGUACCCCCCCCCUCCGAGGAAAAUGGGCUCCAAACAGAUCGCCCAGGAAACCUUUGACGAUGCGGUGCAAGAAAACAUUACAGAAUUUGAAAUGGAUCCCGAAGAGGCUGUGAGAGAAGCUGUGCAGCAGUUUGAGUCCCAAGGUGUUGACCUAAGCAAUAUUGUGAAAGCUGUGCGGCAGCCUGCCUCUGAAAAUGGCCAAAAGCAAAAGCAUGAAAUUUUGCUGAUUUUAGAUGCCCUUGGGAAAGCCGUUGCUGACUCUGACCUUGCUGAGGUGGCCGAGCAGCUGGUGGUCUUCGCCGAUCAGUGCAAAGAACAACUGGCUUUCCGCUACCUGGCUGGGCAGAAUGGCGCCUAUUCCGUGGUGUUCUCUGCCUGCCAGUUGGCUUCGGGAGACAGAAAUUUAAUGCUGAAAGCCUUUUCUACUCUGUCUGCCCUCUUGGACGGGCAACCAGACCUGCUUGACUCCGCUGGCCAGGAUCUACUGCUCCAAACUCUGAAGGAGCAUAGGGAGGAUGGGGAGAUGACGCUGGCCGGGAUGCGGUGCAUUCGCCACGCCUGCCUGAAACACGAGCAGAACAGGCAGGACUUUGUGAAAGGAGGGGUUCUGCCCCUUCUCACCGGAGCCAUCGUCCAGCACGGAGGCAGCGCCGACGUCGUGCGAACGGCCUCCUCGGCGCUCAGGGUCAUGACGUUCGACGAUGACAUCCGUGUGCCCUUCGGCCACGCUCACGACCAUGCUAAAAUGAUUGUGCUGGAAAACGACGGGUUGAGAGUCCUCAUCGAAGCUGCAAAAGCGUUCACGGCUAACUCCAGUGUUCUCAGUGAACUGUGUGCCACCCUUUCUCGCCUCUCUGUCAGGAACGAAUUCUGCCAAGAAAUUGUGGACCUUGGAGGCUUAAACUUUAUGGUGACUCUGCUGGCUGACUGCAUCGACCACCCGGACGUGGUGAAGCAGGUGCUGAGUGCCAUCCGAGCGGUUGCGGGUAAUGACGACGUGAAAGAUGCCAUCGUUAACGCUGGGGGAACGGACCUCAUCGUGCUCGCCAUCAGCCACCACCUUUCCAACCCUCAGAUCUGUGAGCAAGGCUGUGCUGCCUUGUGCAUGUUGGCUCUGCGCAAACCGGAGAACUGUAACGUCAUCAUGGAAGGCGGAGGGGCGUUGGCAGCUCUGCAGGCCAUGAAAGCACACCCACGAGAAGUGGCUGUUCAGAAACAGGCCUGCAUGUUGAUCCGCAACCUGGUCUCCCGGAGCCGGGACUUUUCUCAGCCCAUCUUAGAGAUGGGAGCUGAGAACCUGAUCACAGAAGCUCGGGCAGCUCACAGGGACUGCGACGACGUGGCCAAAGCCGCUCUGAGGGAUCUGGGCUGCAAAGUGGAGCUCCGAGAGCUGUGGACGGGUCAGAAGGGGAGCCUGGCUCAGUGAAACGUCACCCCUGCUGAGCAGUGGAAGCUUCAGUUCCUCAUCCUCAAGGCCGGGGGGGAAAAACGAAGCGGCGUGGAUUAAUUUGCAGUUACAUCCAGCUGGACUGUCUGAAGCAAAUGCCUGGCUUGUGAGGCUGCGGUGAACUUUUGAUCAGGAGCUACAGCUGAAAUGGCUUUACGCGCUCACGGGCUGCAGAUGGGCUCCGUGCAGUAAUCAUUCCCUGCCUCAUCUAAUGCCUGGAGAUGAUCUGCUCUCCCCCCCUCCUUGCCCCCGUGUUGUGUUGUGUGUUAACUCGUGUACAGAGCGGGGCAAAAGUGGAUCUUUUCUGGUAGGA